UUUGAUUACAUUUUUUUUUUGUUUUCUUCUUGCACUUUACUGUUUAUUUUUUAUCAAUUUUUUUAUUUUUACUUGCAUUUUAUAAAUCAGAAUUUGAUUUUCAAAUAUUAAUGAAUUUAUUUAAAAGAAUUGGAAAUAUAUUUAUGAAAAUGGCACCUCGACGAAAGCCUGUCAAUUUACCCGAGAAACUUAUCCAGCAAGAAGAUAAGAUCAAAGUUGAACCAAUCAAUGACAUUGAAGAUUUAAUUAAAAAAGAACCAAUCACAUCACCGUAUUUCUCGCCAAUGAAAACAAGAAAUCAAAGAUUAAAUGCAGAUAUUAAACCAACUUCGUCGCUUGCUAGUCAAGUGAUUCCCCCUCAAGUUCUUGUAAAAAAUGUUAAACAAGAACCAAAACCUAAAAAACAGUCUGUAAGAGAGACUAAGAAACAAAAAGAAAUGCAAGCUAUUCUUGAAGGUUUAAAGAAACUUCCCGAAGUCGACGAUGGUCCUUUGGAAGUUUUUGUUAAGCCAGAACCUGUGACAAUAGUUGAACCUAUUGCCACCAAACUUAAGAAAACUGUUAAAACCAAAAGAGUUCCUAAAGAAACAGCAAAGUCUGUUAAAAGCAAGUCUGCUAACGAAACCCCUGAAUCCUCAAACCAAACAGUGGCUAUUAAGAAUGAAGAGUCCCCAUCUUCACCCAUAAAAGUAGUUAAACGAAAAUCUAAAGACUCUUCAAAGUCCCCAGAACACAAACUAGAAAGAUGGGAACCAAAUAAUUGGUCACAAAUUCUUGAUAACAUACGAGUUAUGCGAGCGAAUGUACCAGCUCCAGUUGACACUAUGGGGUGUGAUAGAUGUGCCGAUGAGAAUGCGGAUGAGAAAACAAAGAGGUUCCAUGUUCUAUUGGCACUGAUGUUGUCAAGUCAGACCAAAGAUGAAGUCACUCAUGAGGCUAUGAAACGUUUAACAGCCGAUAAUAAUUGUACGCCACAAAUAAUUGCCGAUAUGGAACCGCAGAAGUUGGAGACACUACUUUAUCCAGUGUCUUUUUACAAAAAUAAAGCAAAGUACCUUAAAAAUACAUCCAAGGUUCUCGUCGAGGAAUAUAAUUCGGAUAUACCCAAUGAUAUUAAAGGUUUAAUGAAAUUACCAGGAGUUGGACCAAAGAUGGCACAUAUUUGCAUGAAUGCCGCUUGGGAUAUAGUCACUGGAAUAGGUGUUGAUGUGCAUGUCCAUCGAAUCUCAAAUCGUUUAGGUUGGGUGCGUCAGGAAACCAAACAACCCGAACAAACUCGAAAAGAAUUAGAAUCUUGGUUGCCAUCGGCUCACUGGAAAGAAGUUAAUCAUUUAUUGGUUGGAUUUGGACAAACUGUUUGCACCCCACUUAAACCAAAAUGUGGUGAAUGUUUAAAUAAAACAAUCUGCCCGGCAGCUUUUCUUGUUAAGCCUAAAAAAGUUAAACCAGAAAAAGUAGUUUUGUAAUCAAAAAAUUGAAAAAAUUGUUUUCUUCCUAUUUUUUUUUUUCUUUCUGUGAAAUGAAAUUUAAAGGUUUUUCUUUUGAUUUCGUGUAAAAUAUCAUAUAUCUAAUAACAGCCAUACUGUUUUCAUUGAAUAAAAGUCUCAUUUAUUUAAAACAUA
Molecule: messenger RNA, 1622 nt
Organism: Episyrphus balteatus (marmalade hoverfly)
Lineage: Eukaryota; Metazoa; Arthropoda; Insecta; Diptera; Syrphidae
Gene: Nthl1
Product: endonuclease III-like protein 1
Exons: 5
Coding region: 111-1466 (451 amino acids)
Biological process (GO): nucleotide-excision repair; base-excision repair, AP site formation; base-excision repair
Cellular component (GO): nucleus
Molecular function (GO): DNA binding; oxidized pyrimidine nucleobase lesion DNA N-glycosylase activity; DNA-(apurinic or apyrimidinic site) endonuclease activity
Source: RefSeq, a predicted model, not a curated record